Messenger RNA from Balaenoptera acutorostrata (minke whale), 7303 nucleotides. RefSeq names its product maltase-glucoamylase (gene MGAM). The coding region runs from base 259 to 6012 and encodes 1917 amino acids. Lineage: Eukaryota; Metazoa; Chordata; Mammalia; Artiodactyla; Balaenopteridae. Gene Ontology annotation, molecular function: alpha-1,4-glucosidase activity; carbohydrate binding. Gene Ontology annotation, biological process: carbohydrate metabolic process. The record is from RefSeq and is a predicted model, not a curated record. The transcript is spliced from 50 exons.
UCAUUUGUUAUUGAAGACACUGAAGACCUAUGUCAUCUUUUCUAUUUAUUAUACCUGAAAUCCAGUUGCCAGUCCUAUAUAGGGACUCUGAUUGCUCCUCAGUGGGUGAUAACGGCAGCACACUGCUUCUUACCAGAUCUCCAGGUCAUCUUAACUGGUGGAGCCAACAGUUUUCAAGACUUUAUUGGGGAGAUUCUGCCUUAUGAGAAGAUCAUCAUUCACCCAAACUUCACUGUCACUUCUCCUAAAAAUGAUCUUAUGCUGAUAAAGUUGCCUAUACCCCUCACCUUCUUCUCCACCAGCAUUUUUCAGUUGCCUAGUGCCAAGAUAAAGGAAUUUCCAGAUUGCUUGAUUUACACCUGGGUAGAGAAUAAAGAAUCUGUUGGAAAUCCAGGCAGUAACCUGCACAGCAUUAUGAAUGAAUUGAACACUGAUUCAAUCUGCAAAGCUUUACUGGGUGAAAAGUUCCUUGAAGACAUGUUCUGUAUGGGAUGCAUAGGAAUAAGCAGAGAUAAAUGCCAGAUGGCAAGAAAGAAGUUGAAAAAGUUCACUACUUUGGAGCUUAUGCUCAGUGUUCUUCUGCUUGUGGUGUUUAUCAUCACUAUUCCUCUCUUCGUGCUUUCAGCCAGAGAUUCUUUGGAAUCAGAAGGUCCUGGGAUGACAGUUACUCCAGAUCCUGGGAAAAGUACCACUCCUGGUUCUGCGGAGUGCCCAGUGGUAAAUGAAUUGGAACGGAUAAACUGCAUCCCUGACCAGUCACCAACAAAGGCCACAUGUGACCAGCGUGGGUGCUGCUGGAAACCUCAGGGAACCAUAAGUGUGCCCUGGUGCUACUAUUCUAAGAGUCAUGGCUAUCAAGUGGAGGGCAACCUUGUGAACACAAAUGCAGGAUUCAUAGCCCAGUUGAAAAGGUUGCCUUCUCCAUCUCUUUUUGGAAAUGAUGUCGACAAUGUCCUUCUCACAGCGGAAUACCAGACGUCUAACCGUUUCCACUUUAAGUUAACUGACCAAAACCAGGACAGAUACGAAGUGCCCCAUGAACAUGUGAAACCCUUCAAAGGAAAUGCUGCUUCUUCCUUGACCUAUAAAGUUGAGAUCUCCAAACAGCCAUUUAGCAUCAAAGUGAUCAGAACGAGCAACAAUCAUGUUCUGUUUGACUCCAGCAUCGGGCCCCUGCUGUUUGCUGAUCAGUUCCUGCAGCUCUCCAUCCGACUGCCUAGUGCUAACGUGUAUGGUCUGGGAGAACACGUGCACCAGCAGUACCGGCACGAUAUGAAUUGGAAGACCUGGCCCAUAUUUGCCAGGGACACAAUCCCAAAAGGGGAUGGAACUAACUUGUAUGGUGCACAGACAUUCUUCCUAUGCCUUGAAGAUGCUAGUGGAUUGUCCUUUGGAGUGUUUCUGAUGAACAGCAAUGCCAUGGAGGUUUCCCUCCAGCCCACCCCAGCUGUCACUUACCGCACCACUGGGGGCAUUCUCGACUUCUACGUGUUCUUGGGAAACACUCCAGAGCAAGUGGUUCAAGAGUAUCAAGAGCUCAUUGGACGGCCAGCCCUACCCUCAUACUGGGCACUUGGGUUUCAUCUCAGUCGUUAUGACUAUGGAACCCUGGGUAACAUGAAAGAAGUCAUGGAGAGAAACCGUGCCGCACAGCUGCCUUACGACGUUCAGCAUGCUGAUAUUGAUUAUAUGCAUGAGAGGAAGGACUUCACUUAUGAUCCAGUAAAUUUUAAGGGCUUCCCUGAGUUUGUUAAAGAGUUACACAGUAACGGACAAAAAUUGGUCAUCAUUGUGGAUCCAGCCAUCUCCAACAACUCUUCCCCAAGUAACCCCUAUGGCCCGUAUGACAGGGGUUCAGAUAUGAAGAUAUGGGUGAAUGCUUCAGAUGGAGUGACUCCACUCAUUGGGGAGGUCUGGCCUGGAAAAACUGUGUUUCCUGAUUACACCGACCCCAAGUGUACUGCUUGGUGGGCAAAUGAAUGUGAGCUUUUCCACAAUCAAGUAGAAUUUGAUGGAAUCUGGAUUGAUAUGAAUGAAGUCUCCAACUUCGUGGAUGGUUCAGUUUCAGGAUGUUCCACAAGCAAUCUAAAUUAUCCCCCAUUCACUCCCAGAAUCCUGGAUGGGUACCUGUUCUGCAAGAGUCUCUGCAUGGAUGCAGUACAGCACUGGGGCAAGCAGUACGAUGUCCACAAUCUGUAUGGCUACUCCAUGGCAAUUGCCACAGCAGAAGCUGUCAAGACUGUGUUCCCUAACAAGAGAAGCUUCAUUUUAACCCGUUCUACCUUUGCGGGGUCUGGCAAGUUUGCAGCCCACUGGUUAGGAGACAACGCAGCCACCUGGAAUGACCUUCGGUGGUCCAUCCCUGGCAUGCUCGAGUUCAACCUUUUUGGUAUCCCAAUGGUGGGUUCUGAUAUAUGUGGCUUUACAUUGGAUGCUCCCGAAGAGCUCUGCAGGAGGUGGAUGCAGCUGGGAGCAUUCUAUCCAUUUUCCAGGAAUCACAAUGGCCAAGGCUACAAGGCCCAGGAUCCUGCCUCCUUUGGAGCUGACUCUCUGCUGUUGAAUUCCUCCAGGCACUACCUUACCAUCCGCUAUGCUCUAUUGCCCUAUCUCUACACCCUCUUCUACCGUGCUCACAGCCAGGGGGACACGGUGGCCAGGCCCCUUCUACAUGAGUUCUACGAGGACAGCAACACUUGGGAUGUGCACCAACAGUUUUUAUGGGGGCCCGGCCUCCUCAUCACUCCGGUUCUGGCUGAGGGUGCAGAGAGAGUGACAGCAUAUGUGCCUGAUGCCGUCUGGUAUGACUAUGAGACUGGGGGCCGAGUGAAAUGGAGGAAGCAAAAAGUGGAGAUGGAACUUCCUGGAGACAAAAUUGGACUUCACCUUCGAGGGGGCUACAUCUUCCCCACACAGCAGCCAGCCACAACCACUGUGGCCAGUCGAAGGAACCCUCUUGGUCUUAUCAUUGCCCUGGAUGACAACAAAGAAGCAAAAGGCGAACUUUUCUGGGAUGAUGGGGAAACGAAAGAUACUGCGGCCAAUAAAGUUUACCUCUUUUGCGAGUUCUCCGUCACCCAAAACCGCUUGGAUGUGAAGAUUUUGCAAUCAACCUACACAGACCCCAAUAGUUUAGCAUUUAAAGAGAUUAAAAUCCUUGGGACCCAGGAACCUACCAGUGUUACAGUGAAACACAAUGGUGUCGAAAUUCAAGUUUCUCCUAAUGUCACUUAUGAUUCUAACCUCCAGGUGGCCCUUAUCACAGAAAUUGAUCUUGUCCUGGGAGGAAUAUACACAGUGGAGUGGGAUGUGAAGAUAAGGGAUGCAGAAAAAAUAGACUGUUAUCCUGAUGAGAACGGUGCUUCUGCAGAAAACUGUACUGCCCGGGGCUGUGUCUGGGAGGUAUCCGGUUCUCCUGGAGUCCCUUUUUGCUAUUUUGUCAAUGAUCUGUACUCUGUCAGCGACGUUCAGUAUGACUUACACGGGGCCACAGCUGUCCUCUCCUUAAAGUCUGCUCCGUAUGCCUACUCUUUGCCCUCCGUACCCGUGAACUCCCUCCGUCUGAAUGUGACCUACCAUAAGGAUAACAUGCUGCAGUUUAAGAUUUAUGAUCCCAACAACAACCGGUAUGAAGUUCCAGUCCCUCUCAACAUACCCAGGGUUCCAUCCAGCACCUCUGAGAGUCGACUCUAUGAUGUCCUCAUUAAGAAGAAUCCUUUUGGGAUUGAAAUUCGCCGGAAGAGUACAGGCACUGUAAUUUGGGACUCUCAGCUCCUUGGCUUCACCUUCAACGACAUGUUCAUCCGCAUCUCCACGCGCCUCCCCUCCCAGUACCUCUAUGGCUUUGGGGAAACUGAGCACACAGCCUUUCGAAGAGACUUGAACUGGAACACGUGGGGAAUGUUUUCCCGAGACCAGCCCCCGGGGUACAAGAAGAAUUCCUAUGGUGUCCACCCAUACUACAUGGCACUGGAGGAGGAUGGCAAUGCCCAUGGGGUGCUCCUGCUAAACAGCAACGCCAUGGAUGUGACAUUCCAGCCCUUGCCUGCCUUGACAUACCGUACCACAGGAGGAAUUCUGGACUUCUAUGUCUUCUUGGGGCCAACUCCAGAGCUUGUCACUCAGCAGUACACUGAGUUGAUUGGUCGGCCAGUGAUGGUUCCUUACUGGUCCUUGGGGUUUCAGCUGUGUCGCUAUGGAUACAAGAACGACGCUGAGAUUGGUAGCUUGUAUGAUGAGAUGGUGGCUGUCCAGAUCCCCUAUGACGUGCAGUACGCGGACAUCGACUACCUGGAGCGGCAGCUGGACUUCACCCUCAGCCCCAAGUUUGAGGGGCUUCCAGCUCUGAUUGCUCGAAUGAAGGCCGACGGGAUGCGGGUCAUCCUCAUUCUGGACCCAGCCAUUUCUGGCAACGAGACAAAGCCCUAUCCCCCUUUCACGCGGGGUGUGGAGGACGACGUCUUCAUCAAAGAUCCGAAUGAUGGAAGCAUUGUCUGGGGAAAGGUCUGGCCUGAUUUUCCUGAUAUUGUUAUCAACAGUUCUCUAGACUGGGAAAGUCAAGUGGAGCAAUACCGAGCUUAUGUGGCCUUCCCAGACUUUUUCCGUAAUUCAACCAUCACAUGGUGGAAAAGGGAGUUGAGAGAAAUGUACACCAAUCCACGGGAUCCAGAGAAGAGCUUGAAGUUUGAUGGCCUGUGGAUUGAUAUGAAUGAACCGGCGAGCUUCGUGAGUGGGGCAGUCCCUCCAGGCUGCAAGGAUGCCUAUCUGAACCACCCUCCCUACAUGCCAUAUUUGGAGUCCAGGGACAGGGGCCUGAGCAGCAAGACCCUGUGCAUGGAGAGCCAGCAGCUCCUGCCUGAUGGCUCCCCGGUGCGGCACUACGACGUGCACAGCCUGUACGGAUGGGCUCAGACCAGACCCACAUACGAAGCUGUGCAGGAGGUGACGGGGCAGCGAGGGAUCGUCAUCACUCGCUCCACUUUCCCCUCUUCUGGCCGCUGGGGAGGACACUGGCUGGGUGACAACACGGCCGCGUGGGACCAGCUGAAGAAAUCUAUCAUUGGCAUGAUGGAGUUUAGCCUCUUUGGCAUAUCCUUUACAGGAGCAGAUAUUUGUGGAUUCUUUCAAGAUGCUGAAUAUGAAAUGUGUGCUCGCUGGAUGCAGCUGGGGGCCUUUUACCCCUUCUCGAGGAACCACAACAGCAUUGGGGCCAGGAGGCAAGACCCUGUGUCCUGGGAUUCUACCUUUGUGACUAUCUCCAGAAGUGUCCUGCAGACCAGAUACGCCCUGUUGCCAUAUCUGUACACCCUGAUGCACAGGGCCAACACGGAGGGCAGCACUGUCGUGCGGCCUCUUCUCCAUGAGUUUGUGUCAGACCAGGUGACCUGGGAUGUAGACAGUCAGUUCCUUCUGGGCCCAGCCUUCCUGGUCAGCCCUGUCCUGGAGCCUAACGCCAGAAAUGUCACUGCAUAUUUCCCUAGAGCCCGCUGGUAUGAUUACUACACGGGUGUGGACAUUCAAGCCCGGGGAGAGUGGAAGUCCUUGCCAGCGCCUCUUGACCAUAUUAAUCUUCAUGUCCGUGGGGGCUACAUCCUGCCCUGGCAAGAGCCUGCGCAGAACACCCACUUAAGCCGUCAGAAAUUCACAGGCUUCAAGGUUGCCUUGGAUGAUGAGGGGACUGCUGAAGGUUGGCUCUUCUGGGAUGAUGGGCAAAGCAUUGAUACCUAUGGGAAAGGACUCUACUACCUGGCCCACUUUUCUGUCAGCCAGAAUACGAUGCACAGUCAUGUAAUUUUCAACAAAUACAUCAGCGAUACAAACCCUUUGAAACUGGGCUACAUUGAGAUCUGGGGAGUGGGCAGUGUCUCCGUUUCCAGUGUCAGCAUCUCUGUGAGCGGCGUGGUUAUAACACCCACCUUCUCCUACAACUCUACAACACAGGUGUUAAACAUUGAUGUGACCAGCAGAAACCUCAGCUUACAUAAUUUCACUUCAUUGACAUGGAGAGCACUGUGAAUUUUUAGAGCAAGAUCCUAACUACGAAUGGCUUUAAUACUACUUAUACUUCAUGCUCAUAAAAUUAUUGUGUGUUGCCAAUCGGUUCAUGCCCAGUACAGCUAAAAUAUUUUCUUGGUUUUGUUUUAUGUUCUGUCUGUGUUUUAGCCCUGUGCUAUAGGCAGUAGGGAGGUGUGGAAAACUGUGGGUUACCUUGAUGUCUCUCUGUGAUUAGUAUGGUACUGAUGGCUAAUCAUACAUAUACUGAAGACGCACUGGGUCCAUGAUGAAGCAUGUGUGCGUGUAUAUGUGUGUGUGAUUAGGGGAUGGGCCCACUCUUGCUAAAUAUACAAGCUACAGCUUUCCAGGAUAGUUCGGAUCCUAGAGCUAACUAGCGCCUCAAGAAAGUAUCCAGAAAGAACAUCUGCCAGAUAGUUAUAGGGAGAUGGGAUAAUUUGCUGAGAGCAUGAUAUAAGGGGAAGAAAAGGCAAACGCAGGGAAGGUAAGCAGGAAAGAUGAGAGAGAACAGAUGAUGAGGAUAAAAGUGACCAUGACAAGUAAGAAGAUAACAUACAAAUAUUAGGAAUAGUAGCCUCAUGGGAAGGAAAAAGGAAGAGCUAGCUCAUUUGAAAACAAGAGGAGGGGCUAGGGGAAAUCCUUAGCCUAUGGGAAUAGGGCUGGGGUGAGAUUUAAGCAGGCAAAGUUGAAGGAAGGAAUUUGAAUGUAAAAAAUAACUUAUUUUUGCUGUGGUGUGCUUUGAAAUGUGUAAAUCUUAUUUCUCUGCUCUGUGCCUAAUGUAUAUAACCACAGUUCACACAAAUGCAUGCAACUCAUGUGCCAACUAAAAAUAGGCAAGCAGAUUUACGAAAGGUUUUGAAUUUUGUGGUAAUUUGACUGUGGGUAAUCUCACUUAGGCAUUAAAACUUCUUUUUAUUCAGCAAACUCUUGUGAAUUGGUCUUGUUCUCUUCAGAAUCAGAGUUCCUGCAGGCUAAUCCACCAAACAAAUGAUCAGAUUUAUGGUUAUUCACCCUUUUUCUUAUGCCUCUGGCAUGGGUUUUUCUUAGAUUUAGGUUUGUGGGAGAGUGUGCUUGGAUGUUUGUUGUUUUUUUAAUCAUCAUAGAAGUUACUAUACUUGGUAACGUAACUCUGGCAAAAACAGAAUUUGCAACAUUAUUGGUUAAAACACUAGAUGGUUAGAUUUUGGGAUAAAGAAAUUAUAUACUAAUGUUCAACAGGGAUAUUUACUUUUAGUAUUACUUGAAAAUGAGUGUAUUAGAGAUGAAUGUGUUUACUUUCCUACGUCUUUUUCUA